AUGGAGUCCCUUAUUGACAUUCAGGAAGACAUUAAUGCUAAAAUGCUCAAGUCAAAAUCUAACUUUAAAAAAUGUCCUAAAGAACGUCUAACUGUUUGUUAUAUAGAAACUAGGAUUGAAAACUUAGAACAGCAAUGGCAAUUAUUCUACAAAACACAUGUAAAAUUAAUUAGCGAGGUAAAAAAGUCUGAUUUAUUUAAUUCAAAUUAUCAUAAGAAUGGCUUAUAUGAUGAGGUGGAAGAGUUUUAUAUACAGUUUAAAAGCGAGUUGAAAGAAAUAUUAAAUAAUGUUAAAAUGUCUAGUGAAACGUGUAAUGUUAGUCAAGGAUCUAGCUGUAGUACAGAAUUUAGAAACUUUAAGUUACCUGAGGUUAAGAUACCCGUGUUCUCUGGAAAUUAUAAAAGUAUAGAAAAUAAACCUCAUGUUCAAAGGAGUUCGCAAUCGUUUCAUGUAGUAGAGAAAGGAAAAGCGGAGUUAUCUUGCCCUUUUUGUUCUGCCGCUCAUAAGGUAACUGCGUGUAAAGGUUUUGCUAAAGAACAUAACGAUACUCGACGUGAUUUCGCACAGAAAAAUGGGCUAUGUUUCAUUUGUUUGGGUAGUAACCACUCUGCCAGAUUUUGUAGAAACACCGUCAGAUGCCAUUUAUGUAAAAGACGCCACCAUACUUUAUUGCACCCUAGCGGUGGUUCUGGGUCUGUUGGUGAGGGCACGGGCGUUGUUCAUAAGGAAACAGUGCCAGCUGCUACUAGGAAUAUUACCUCAAUGGAGGAAACUCAAAAGACUGCUGUACAAGCGGAGGGAUCUACUAAGCCAAUAGUUUCAUGCCUUUCGACAGGAAAUUGUAAGGAAACGGUUUUAAUACCUACGGCUUUAGUAAAGGCCAGGUCAAAGGAUGGAACAUAUCGUUUAGUUCGCGCAUUAGUAGAUCAAGGGUCACAAGGAUCUUUUAUCACGGAAUCAAUGGCUCAAUAUUUAGGGUUAAAGAAAAUUUUAACUAAACACCGGGUUACAGGUGUAGGCGGUAAUAAAACAGUUAUGUCUAAUUCUUCCGUAGUUGUUGAUAUACGUUCUCGAGUGAAUCCAGACUACAACGUUCAAGUUAAUGCUUAUGUUUUGAAGUCUAUCACAUCCCUUCUCCCAGUUGUAACAGCAACUCGGGUAGAAUGGGUAAAAUUGAAUGAAGACGUUUUAGCAGACCCUGAGUAUCACAGGCCUAAUAAAAUUGACGUCUUAUUAGGUGCUGAGAUAUUCAGCCAAAUUCUUCAAAAUGGAAUCCAAAGGAGUACUAGUGGAUCGCUUGUAGCACAAGAAACAGAAUUAGGAUGGAUUCUUUCGGGUGUUGUCGGUACAGAAGGUUCUUCCUUUAUUAAUUCAUAUCCUUGUAUCACUGUCAUGCAUUCCAAUGUUCAAGCUGAUGACUUCUUACGUAAGUUCUGGGAGAUAGAAGCGGAACCAUCGGGAACUGAAAAAAUACUUAGUAAAGAGGAAGAGGAAUGUGAGAAUAUUUAUACAAAUACCACAAGGCGAGACAAAACUGGACGUUACAUUGUAAGGCUGCCGUUCCGGGGUGGUAACCAAAGUUGUAAGGAUGGUGAAUCUAGGUUCAUAUCUGAAAAAAGGUUAAAGAGUUUAGAAUUUAAACUUUCAAGGAAUCAUAAAUUAAAGGCAGAUUACACUGCGGUGAUGCAGGAGUAUAUUGAUCUUACCCAUAUGGUAAAGGUAUCUCCAGAAGAAAAGAAUAAAGGGUUGUACUUACCUCAUCACGCAGUACUCCGGGAAGAUAAGCAGACAACUAAGGUGCGCGUGGUAUUUGACGCUUCCUGUAAAGGAAUAAAUGGGGUAUCGUUAAACGAUAACUUGAUGGUUGGGCCGACAUUGCAAGCAGAAUUACGACAUACGGUUAUGCGUUGGAGAACACAUCCAAUUUGUAUAGGUGCUGAUAUAAUUAAAAUGUAUAGACAAGUUCUUGUCAAUAGAGAUGAUACAAUGUUUCAGAGGGUUCUUUGGAGGGAUAGUCCUGAAAAGGAAAUUGAAGAAUUUGAAUUAGUGACGGUUACAUUUGGUACUUCAUCAGCGCCAUUUCUAGCAGUGCGUUCUUUACAUCAGGUUGCUUAUGAUGAAGGGAAGGAUCAUCCAUUAGCAACAAAAAUUAUUCUUAACGAUUUCUACAUGGAUGAUUUAAUGACGGGGGCAGAAAGUGUAGACGAAGGAUAUAAAAUUCAUACAGAAAUAAAAAAUAUUCUAGCUAAAGGGGGAUUUCAAUUGCAAAAAUGGAUAAGUAACAGCGAAGAAUUACUAAGCAAGAUAAGAGUAAGCAAAAGGGAUAAGGCUGAAGAAGUAAAAAUAAAAAUAGAUAAUAUUACUAAAAUACUCGGACUUACCUGGGAUCCUUGCGCUGACGUUUUCCAGUACUCUGUAGAACUGCCUCUCCCGACGGAACCUGUAAGUAAAAGGAAAAUUAUAUCGGAUAUUUCUAGGCUUUUCGACCCGUUAGGGUGGUUGUCACCUACUAUCAUUUUAGCUAAAAUUUUGAUACAAAAGCUAUGGUUAGCAGGUAUAGGUUGGGAUGAAGAAGCGCCCAGUAUUUUAUUAAAGGAAUGGAAUACUUACCGCAAAGACUUAGCUUCUUUAGUGAAUGUUAAAAUCCCACGUUGGGUUAACACUAAAUCCAGCAAUGUAAAGACGGAACUACAUGGGUUUUCAGAUGCCUCAAAAAUGGCGUACGCUGCAGUGGUAUACGUCAGAGUUAUAGAUGCAGAGGGCAACAUUCAAGUGGCGUUGGUUACCUCCAAAACCAAAGUUUCUCCGAUCAAACAGGUGUCAAUACCUAGGUUAGAACUAUGUGGAGCCGUUCUAUUAGCUAAGUUGAUGGUGGACGUUGCGAAAACUCUAGAUAUAAAUGUAUUAGAUGUGCACGCUUGGACGGAUUCCGAAGUUGUUCUCGCAUGGCUUAAUAGCCAUCCUAGCCGUUGGAAAACGUUUGUGGCCAAUCGCGUUGCAGAAAUCUUAAAUACAUUGGAUACCCAUUAUUGGUCAUAUGUGCCAUCUAAACACAAUCCCGCGGAUUGUGCCUCUCGCGGCGUGGCUCCAGGAGAACUCUGCAAUACUGCGAUAUGGUUCAAUGGACCCGAGUUUUUAAGGCAAUCAGUGAUAGAAUAUAAAAAACCUAAACACUUGAUUACUAAAUUGGAGGAAGUAAAGGUCCAUUCAGGUGUCCUUGACAUUUCGUUUUGGGAGAGGUUUUCAUCGCUUUCAAGGAUGAUCAGGGUAGUAGCUUACUGUAGAAGGUUCUUGCACUUAAGAAUCAAAUGUGCCAACAAGGAAAGAAAUAAACAGUUGUCGACGAAGGAACUCGAGGAGGCAAUGGAGGUAUGCAUUAGAAAGGGUCAAGAAGAAGAGUUACGAGAAGAAAUACAACAACUUAAGAAGACGGGAUCGUUAGGUAAAAAGGGAAGAAAGUACAAAUCGCUAAAUUUAUUUUUAGACUCAAAGGGGAUAAUUAGAGUAGGAGGUAGAUUAGAGAUGUCUCAGUUGAGUUAUGAUUGCAAACAUCCUAUACUUGUACCUAAAGAUUCCUUCCUCGCUAAGCUUCUCUUAAGCGAGGCUCAUCUUAAAACGAUGCAUGGGGGGCCUCAAGCUAUGAUCGCUUACUUGAGAUCUCGAUAUUGGGUUGUAGGGAUUAAAACUUUAGUAAGGGCCUAUUUUAGAAAAUGCGUUACUUGUAUAAGAUAUACAAAUAAAGCCAGAAGCCAACUAAUGGGACAGCUACCAUCUGCUCGUGUUACACCAAAUAAAGUUUUUCUGUACAGUGGCGUCGAUUACGCUGGCCCGAUAAACAUCAGAGUGUCUAAAGGACGCGGUAAUAAGUCGUACAAGGGGUAUGUCGCACUCUUCGUCUGUCUAUCUACGCGGGCGAUUCAUAUCGAAGCAGUCAGUGACAUGACUUCCAAGGGUUUCUUAGCCGCUUUUAAGAGAUUCGUCGCAAGGCGUGGACAUUGUGCAGAACUACAUAGUGACAACGGCACAAAUUUUGUUGGCGCUGCGCGAGAGCUGCAGGAAUUAUUUAAUGAAGAAAAAUCUAAAUUGAUUCCCGAACUGGUUGAGUGUUUGGCAAAUAAUGGCACAAAGUGGAACUUUAUUCCUCCCCACGCUCCUAACUUUGGAGGUCUAUGGGAGGCAGGAAUAAAGUCUACCAAAUACCAUCUCAGAAGGGUUAUAGGGAACUCUACAUUAACGUUCGAGGAACUAACGACGGUGUUGGCACAGAUUGAGGCGUGCCUCAACUCGAGACCGCUUUCUUGUGUUGACCAAAAUGAGUUAACGGUAUUAACUCCGGGUCAUUUUCUGAUUGGGGAACCACUCGUUCUUGUACCUGAUUCAAAUUACGAAAAGGCUAACAUUUCUAGUCUCAGACGGUGGCAACUUACCCAAAGAAUGGUACAGGACUAUUGGCGGCGGUGGUCACAAGAUUAUUUAAAUCAAUUUUUACAACGACAUAAGUGGGCUCACCAAAAUCCAGAGCCGGCCAUAGGUUGCAUAGUUCUAGUAAAAGAGGAUGAUUUACCUCCUGGUAAGUGGUUACUUGGGAAGAUUGAGUUAAAACAUCCUGGCCCUGACGGAAUCACUCGAGUCGUUACUGUUAAAACUAAAAAUUCUCUCAUAAAGAGACCUAUUACCAAAUUAGCUAUUCUUCCUGUAGCAUCAUAA
Messenger RNA from Parnassius mnemosyne (clouded apollo), 4707 nucleotides. Lineage: Eukaryota; Metazoa; Arthropoda; Insecta; Lepidoptera; Papilionidae. The record is from the annotation of a GenBank genome assembly.